AUGAGACAAAUCAAAACCAGCCUGUGGGCUGUAACCAUAGGAUCGAUAUUACUGACUUUUAUAAUUUAUCAUCUGUAUCGUUCUCCGCUAUUACCACAAUUCGAAGAUCAGCCAAUUACGCCUGCUGUAGAAAAGAAUCAUCCGCUAGUGGCCAGUGGUGACGAUGACGACUACAGACAAAUGAAACACGUUUUCCUGGAUGAGAUAUACAAAAACUCCGUGGAAAACGAUUCUGAUUAUUCCAUUGAAGAAGAAGAACAUGCACAAGGUCGAAAUAUGUUAGCAACACCCGGUUGUAAAAUUCCACUAAUGGUAGUGCCAUACAAGAAACGGGUACGAAAAUCUAAGAUUGAGCCUUGUGGACAACGAAUUGUUUUCCUGACCAGAAGCGGGCCAAAUCAUGUGCGCGUAUUGAUUAAAGAUGAAUUAUUGAAGAGGAAUGCAAGCUAUAAAAAUCAUUAUUGUUGUAUACGGUUCUAUAUGAAACCAGAAUAUGAAUACGAAGAUGGCAGCGAGUUUUCGAGUUGUAAUAAAUGUGAAAACGGGGACACAUUUGCACUGCAGAGCGACUUCAUAAACGUUCAAUGUUUUGGCUAUGACUCACACAACGAAUCUCGCGUUAUCUACGACGAUGUGUAUGCUUUUUGCAAGAAGAAGAAACCCCUGAAGAGGAAGAGGAAGUGCGAUGAGAGAUAUAAUAUUCUAUUGCUGGGCAUGGAUUCAAUGUCCUUACCGCGUUUUGCGCAAACCAUGACUGACACUAUGAGUUUCAUGAACAAUAACUUCUGGUUAAAUUACAGAGGUUAUCAUAAGGUCGACGACAACACUUUCCCGAAUUUAAUAGCAAUGUUAACCGGCCUAAGAUUUCAAGUAUUUUCAGACAAAUGUAUUGGCCAGAUGGAUUCUUGCAAUGAGUUAUUAAUUUGGACUGCAUUUAAACAUGCUGGUUACAUAACAGCUUAUGGUGAAGAUUACGUAUCACUUCCAGAUACUUUUAGCAGAAACUUCACCUUCACCACAAAACCGACCGACCACUACAUGAAACCCUUCUUCAAAUUAGCCGAAAGAUCUAAGAAUUGUGAAGGCACCCCCUACUUAUGCUCUGGAAAAGCAACGUCAGGACAGCAACUGCUAGAUUACGCUUACGACUUCGCAAUGAACUAUAGGGACGAUCCAUUUUUCGGUCUAUUUUGGAUGAACUCCUUCAGCCACAACCCCGCCCAUCGCCCAGAAGAUGCGGACAAAAUGUAUGAAGACUUUUUGAACCGUCUCUUUUAUACGGGCGUCCUCAAGAAUACUUUUGUCAUAUUCUUUAGUGACCACGGCGUACGAUUUGGUAAGGAUCGAUUAAACGUGGAAGGUUACUACGAUGAUCGUAUGCCCAUAUUAUUCGUCCUACCACCCACAUCGUUCAAAUACAAGAACCCGAGGAAAUACCAAGCAUUGGUCAUUAAUCAGUUUCGCCUCGUGACUCCGUACGAUAUGUCCAAAACAAUAGGAGAGGUGCUUCGCAUCAGUCAAGGCAAAGAGGAAUCAAUAGAAUAUGUAAGAUUCAACAAUCAUCAGAGCACAUUUGAUAUUAUUCCCGGGAACCGUACCUGCCAAGAUGUGUUUAUAAGCGAGAAGUGGUGCAGUUGUCACAAAUUAUACCCGCUGUCCGAAAACGAUGUGGAGGGGAUCAAAGCUAUUGAGUUUAUAUCUCGGUACAUCCAAAAUAAGACUACGUCCGUGAUUACGAAGCCAUGUACAUCGUGCAUAAAUAUAAACCUGGACACGAUUCUACGCAUACAUUUCUAUAGCGAUGAGGAUAAGAUUAACCUUUACUAUGUCAUGGCGAUUAAAAUGGCACCAGGAGAUAUGGUCUACGAAGCGACGGUGAUGCGUCGAGGCUUUGAAAUGGAGGUGGUGGGUACCGUGAACAUCAUAUCGGGAUAUAAGGGCCUGGGUUCUUGCACUAUAAGCAAUAGUUAUAAGGAUCGCAUUUUCUGCGUAUGUCAAAAUGAAUGUUAA
Leptosia nina is the source of this 2010-nucleotide messenger RNA. The record is from the annotation of a GenBank genome assembly. NCBI's taxonomy places the organism in Eukaryota, Metazoa, Arthropoda, Insecta, Lepidoptera, Pieridae.